AUGGAGUUUGCCUCGAAAGGCACUCUCCACAACAUGAUCUCCGAGUUUCGUGAGAGAGGAAGACCGAUGCCUGAGCACACGAUCGGACAUGUUGCUCUCAUGAUUCUACAAGGACUCCAAGCUCUUCACUCGCACGGUUACGUUCACUGCGAUCUCAAGCCAGCGAACGUCCUCGUGUUCCCGUCAAAGGCCGUCGGAGAGCCGUGGGAUCUCAAGCUUGCUGACUUCGGUAUGUCCAAGGAGCCUUGCACGGAUUCUAGAUCUUUGAUGCGUUGUUCUGGAGAUGUUUGGAGGAUGUCCCCAAAGAAGAUGGGACAUUGCUACACGUGGAGGCUUCCGAAACUUGUGUCUCCGAUGGCCGACGAUUUCUUGAAGCGGUGUUUAGCUUUGCUCCCGUCACGGAGAGCCACUGUUGAGGAGCUGUUGAAACAUCCCUUUGUUGCGCAAAAAGUGAUCGGUGUAACACCACGGCGAGAGUCGACGCUUCCAUGUCCUUCUUUCCUUAGAUUUCCUUCUGUCACGAGGAACAGUGUGAUGGAAGAUUGUUCAAGAAGACAAAGAGGAGGACCGAUGAUGAAGAUGAUGCCAAGACCUCAAGAUUUGAUCUACUGA
Microthlaspi erraticum is the source of this 612-nucleotide messenger RNA. The record is from the annotation of a GenBank genome assembly. NCBI's taxonomy places the organism in Eukaryota, Viridiplantae, Streptophyta, Magnoliopsida, Brassicales, Brassicaceae.